CACCUCGAAGGUUACUCAACCUUUUAUGUGAAACAAAGUCUCAUAGCUUUUACAUUAUACAUAACUCUCUUUCCUCUAGUUCAAUAUCCUUAUCAAAUUGACCUGCUUUAUGUCGCUCAUAUUUGCAGGAUUUAGCUACAACUGCUGUUAUUUUAAAAUUUGAGCUUAUAUACGCUCCCAUGACUGAGCAAGGUGUCGAAUUGGACCUUCCUCUGGAUGCUUCCUCUGCUGCUAUCCAUGAAUUCCGAAUACCUCCUAAAGCUCUUAUAGGAUUGCAUUCGUAUUGUCCUGUCCAUUUUGACGCUUUACAUGCGGUGCUUGUUGACGUAAGUGUACAUGCCAGUAUACUAAAAGUUGCCACUCAUUCAUUUGCAUCAAAGCUACCAAGCAAUUCUGCCAACACUGAAGUCAUUGCAGAUAAAAGCAGCGACGCUUCGAAUAAAGGCUCUGCCGUGCUUGUUAAAGUAUUAUCAGCUUCUCGUGAUAUAUUGUUUGAAGAACUACACAAAAUUGGCAGAGCAAUUAGUGAAGCUUUAGAUUUUUCAGACUUUGUGUCAAUAGUGAGUAAUAUGAAGCAAGAGAAUCCAUUAGCAAAUGAAGUUGUAGGACAAGGCAAGGCACAAAAUGGUCGUAAGGGAGGAAAUGAAGAUCUAGAUUUUGAGGAUGUUGAAAAACUUUGUUCCCUGUCCCAGAAUGAGCUGAUGGACUGUUUUCAUUCGCUGGGAGAUCAAUUGUCCUAUUUAUGGAAAACAUUUUUAAAGUACCACAGGGAUAAUAAAACAAAGAUUAUGGGAUUUUUACAUGAGACAUGGAUUAGGGAGCGGAGAACUGAAUGGUCAAUAUGGAUGUUAUAUUCUAAGGUAGAAAUGCCUCAUCAGUAUACAAACAGUAAGGGUGAUGAGACUUCCCAGCGUGCCACCAAACGAGUGGCCAGUUUGUGGAAGUUACCUGAUGAUCCUAUUCAGAUUGCAGCCACACGUGCAGAACUUCAUCGAAAGAGCAUUGAACAAAUGCGGAUUAACAACCGCUCAAUUCAAGACAUGCAGAUAUUUGGAGAUCCUUUGCGUACACCAAUUGUUAUUGUUGAACAUGUGUUGAAUGUACCGCGGCGUUUUCCAAGUGAAAAUUCAUUACUGAGACAUAUUGGGCAUAUGGAUUGUGAUGGCUUUCCACUUAACCUUUAUGAUAGUAUAGGCAAGAAAUCGGCACAACAAAGUAAUGAUCGUGUGUUGAAGAUUGUUGUCUUUGUGCAUGGGUUUCAGGGGCAUCAUCUAGAUUUACGACUAGUCCGGAAUCAGUGGCUUUUGAUAGAUCCCAAAGUAGAAUUUCUGAUGUCAGAGGCUAAUGAAGAAAAGACAUUUGGAGACUUUAGAGAGAUGGGAAAUAGGCUAGCUAAGGAAGUUAUUUUAUUUCUUAAAAUCAAAAUGGACAAAGCAUCAAGAUUUGGGAGUUUGACAGAUAUUAGGCUAAGUUUUGUUGGACAUUCUAUUGGUAAUCUCAUUAUAAGAUCAGCGCUAGCAGAUAGCAUUAUGGAGCCAUUUCUAAGUCACCUACAUACAUAUGUUUCAGUAUCUGGUCCACACUUGGGCUAUCUUUAUAGUUCAAACUCAUUGUUCAAUUCUGGGUUGUGGUUUUUGAAGAAGCUAAAAGGCACACAGUGCAUUCAUCAACUCACUUUCACGGAUGACCCUGAUAUCCAAAAUACAUUUCUCUAUAAACUGUGUCAGCAGAAAACCUUGGAACAUUUUAGGAAUAUUAUUCUGCUAUCUUCCCCCCAGGAUGGUUAUGUGCCUUACCAUUCUGCUAGAAUUGAAUCAUGCCAAGCUGCUUCACGAGACACUUCAAAGAAGAGUAAACUGUUCAUGGAGAUGUUGAAUGCUUGCCUGGACCAAAUUCGUGCCAACUCCACGCAACACCGAGUCUUCAUGCGUUGUGAUGUGAACUUUGAUCCAUCUACACAAGGCAAGAAUCUGGACUCUAUAAUCGGUAGAGCUGCGCAUAUUGAGUUUCUGGAUUCUGACAUUUUUGCAAAGUUCAUAAUGUGGUCAUUCCCAGAUCUUUUUCGGUAGCAGUGUGCCCUGAUUUUUGCCUUCUCUGCACUCACUUAUAAAGUUUUCAGGCAUAACCACUCACCCUUGUAUUAGAUUCAGUAACCAAGAGUGUAUAUUCUGCCCUCAAAAUGUUUAUUUGAAAAAUAGCUGUAUAUCUUUAGGGAAGGGAUGUAAUUAUUUGGUUCGGUAGAUCAUUAAUAACUACAAGUUUUAUUAAAGAAUAUUUUAAGAGAAAUUAGAAAAAUGCUU
This is a messenger RNA of Vigna umbellata (rice bean), 2300 nucleotides long. RefSeq names its product Putative serine esterase family protein. The record is from RefSeq and is a predicted model, not a curated record. Gene Ontology annotation, biological process: lipid metabolic process. NCBI's taxonomy places the organism in Eukaryota, Viridiplantae, Streptophyta, Magnoliopsida, Fabales, Fabaceae.